GGAAUGUACCAUUAGGCCAACACACCGGGAAGGAUUUUGUUGUGACAGCGGAGUAACAACCCGGCGGGGGACACGGUAAGGCGAAAUCCUCAGGCGUUUCUGAGCAUAAUUCAGAACUUACAAACAUAUGCAAAAUAAACAGAUAUAAAAAACUAUUGCAGGGGGUUGUUAAUUUUCACGUCGCGGGGUUUUUCGGGUUUAUGUACGGGUAAAUGACAAUUAAACAUCCCGGACGUGCAGGUAGUUCCAACCAUCAGAUACCGUCCGCUAGCGAAUCCGAGCUAUCCCUGUGAUUAAUUUAGCUAACCCAGCUAACCUUACCAGCUAGCUGUAGAUAGAUGAAGGGCAGUAAGCUAUUUCAGGCUGAGCAUUUUACCUCUCUUUUUAGCUUAUCUCCAUUUUGAAAAAGGUUCAGCAUUACAGCUAGCUACCGUAUAAACGUAAGCGCUAGCUCGGUCUGCUGCAGUUGCAUGAUAAAGUCGUGACUCUCCGUGUCAGGAUGGAUGAUAUUUGAGUCUCCUGGCCUUAGAGUGACGCUUACACUUGCUCCAGUUGCUUAUAAUUCCCAGCCUGUUGUGAUAUGUGAUUUUAAUGAAUGUAUUUUUGUCAUUUAUUGGCCGUAGGUGUGCCCAGUAUUUGUCUGGAUAUGUUCGGCUUCUUAUUUCGCAAUGAUAGCUCCCCUCCACGCAAUCUGUAAUGUUAUUACUCAAUAAUAUGACCAAUUUCCUCUUGAUUUAAGCUUGCAAUAAUGUAAUAAUACGCUUUAAAUGACCUUAUGUGUUUUUUAUAAUGUGUGAACGUGGUUUAACCUGCAGUGAAAUUGGUCUGAAUUGCAUUUGGUUCAGUCUUAACUCCACAAUUUGGAGCCAAAUAUCAUGAAAACCAAAUACUAAAGGCUUCACUGCGAGAACAGAGUAUCAUAAUCCCUUAAUGUUGUGUCUGAUUGGGGAACAGCUCUUAUUAACUCUUGUCUUCUUCACUCUCUUUGCAUCACAGGUCAUUGAGUAGGUUAUUCAUCUCGUCUCAACAAUGGCCUUCAGCAAGGGAUACCGCAUCUACCACAAGCUGGACCCACCCCCUUACAGUGUCAUAGUGGAAACUAGGACUAGAGAAGAAUGCCUCAUGUUUGAGUCAGGAGCUGUCGCAGUUCUCUGUAAGGCAUCUUCUUUGUUUGUUUGCAGGGUUUUAACUUUGUACAAGGCGUGCUUCUGAAUUUCUAAUGCUGGGAUUGUAUCUUUAUGUUCAUCAUUGAUUCAAGAGUGAAACUAAUUAUCAAUUUCCUGACAUUGUGUUGCUAUGUUUUUGCUCGUAGCUGCAGCAGAGAAAGAGGCCAUAAAAAACACAUACACCAAAAUUGUGGAUGCAUAUGGAAUCCUAGGUGUCCUCCGCCUAAACUUGGGUAAGCUACACAAACAUCUCCGUUCAUUCCUAAAUGUUUCAGAAGUUUCUUGGUCCAGACCAGAAUCUGACCCCUGGGUUCUGGUGUGACGAGUUUGUGUCAUCCUGCUGCUGCUUCCUUAUAAGCUGCUUUCUGGUGUCCUCCACGCGACCUUGAAGGCUCUUGUUAUCACAACAAAGAUUAAAGCUUGGUGCAAUAGAUGACUGAGAUUUGUCCGUCUGGGGAAUCUCUUGAAGAAAGUGCUGUUUUCAUUUAACACUUUGUUUACAUUUUCUUAAUGCAAAGCACCAAUUGAUAUGGCACCAGUGUGCAGAAAGGAGUGAGGCGUACAAGUUAUUGGUUUGUUCCUAGUGAGAAAACUCAAGAAAAAUAAACUCAGAAAAAGUAGGAGAGCUUAAAAACAGAGAUUGACAAGAGAAAUCUGUUAAAGAUGGGGCAUGAGCUAAACACUUUGGGGAAUAUGGGAUAGUAGACUCAAGUAUCCAUCCUGCUCACCCUGUCAGGAUUCCAAUCUGCAAUAAUAACUUGAUGUUUAAUAUUACUUCUUAAAUGCACAUGUUUUCUUUCCAAACCAGCUUAUCUCCCUUUGCUUUUUCUCCAUCAUCUACCCCACCCCUACAGGUGACUCCAUGCUCCACAGUCUGGUGGUCGUGUCAGGAUGCAGCUCUGUGGGGAAGGUGCAGGAUUCAGAGGUUUUCAGAGUCACACAGACAGACUUUAUAUCAUUGAAGAAUGAUCCAGGAGACGAGGACCGGAUUGCCGAGGUGCGAAAGGUCCUAAACUCUGGACACUUCUACUUUGCCUGGUCCUCCACUGGCGUCAGCAUGGACUUGAGUCUCAAUGCACAUCGCAGGAUUCUAGAGGACACAACAGAUAACCGCUUCUUCUGGUGAGGGCGUGAAAUAGUUACUAAUUUAUGGUUGUAAGAAGAGUAGUAGGCAGAAAUUAACUUGGAGUUGGAUCCUUUUUUUGUGAUGAAGCAGUCUCUUCAAAUUGUGUGAUCAUGGGGGCUGAUUUGCAACCAAGGUGUGAAAAUUCUCUGUUCACGCUGAAUUUCUUUGUGUCUUACUCACAAUUGUGUCCCUGUUAAUUCACCAUCAGGAACCAGUCUCUACAUCUGCACCUCAAACACUAUGGAGUAAACUGUGACGAUUGGCUGUUGAGGCUGAUGUGUGGCGGUGUGGAGAUCAGGACCAUCUAUGCCGGGCACAAACAGGCCAAAGCCUGCAUCUUCUCCCGCCUCAGCUCAGAACGAGCCGGCACGCGAUUCAACGUCAGGGGGACAAAUGACGACGGCCAGGUAGCCAACUUUGUGGAGACUGAACAGGUGAGGAAAAUGUCUGAUAGUUUUUCUGCAUGUUGUCACGAACCAGUGGAGCAAAGCUGUAUAAACAGAGAGGGAGCAGCAGCAGACAUAUAUCAACACACUCUUAUUGUUUUGCUAUAGUGGUUCUCCAAGGAAACAUAGAUGAAGAUAAAACAGAAAACACAAAUUCAAAAACAGUUACAGGGUAUUUUUGAGUCGACUGUUGAGAGGAGUCAGAGCAAGUUUUAGGGCGUGUGAAUCCUAGUAAAUUGCUUGGUGGAUUAGUUUGUAUAGACAAAACAGUUUUAUGUACUUUUAGUUUUGAAGGUUUUCCAGAAAGUAAUGGAGUUGUGAUUUCGUGUGGUUACUUGUCCUUGGUAGAUGGUUUAUUUCUCCACCAGGUUUCGUUGGCCUUUGUCACAUAAUUCCUUUUUAUCUUGAGUACAUUUAUCUAUCAAGUCACAUGACCUUCGGUUAAUGCAUUCUGUUUAAACACAGGUUGUCCAUUGACAUUUCAAAAGCAGACUUGGUGUUGCACUGAAGUGAACCAUCAUGGCCCCCAGACUUUUCUGUUGACACUGUGGAGUACAAACUGUAAAUAGUUAUUAUUUCAGUUGCAGACAAGUUCAUGUUUCUUGAGGCAGCAGCACACUGUCAAAAGCGAAGCGUCUCUUUGAAUAGGCGAGAUUACUUUCCAGCUUCCUGUUGUGGAAACUGACUGGUUUGCAUUUUCCCUUUUCUUAGUUCCUGUUUCACGAAACAAGCGAGAAGCUGUAGGUUGGAGAAGGAAUCUGGAAACGCUACAAAUAACACUUGAAAAUGAUGUAAUUGGCCAAGAAACUAAACAUUAGAAGUGUUAGUGAUGUGAGGCUAACUACAGGGUGUUUAUGUUGGCUUGUGUUGUAAUGUCCAUUAUUUUUAUUUUGUCAGCUUUUUCAGUGUCUGUGAUUUAAUGUUUGUGAUUUAGGAACCCAAGUAGCACUGCACUGUUACAGUACUUCUCUGAAUGAGACAAACUGCUUGUUGUUGUGAUUUCUUUGUUGUGUUUCUUUUUGAAUCCACAAAAUCACCCACAAACACACAUACAAGUGUUUUCUGCAGCAAUCAGUGAAGAAACUCCCCAUUUCCCUUUGUGUAAUACAACCAUUGAGGAAUUAGCGUUUCGUCAGUUCCCUUUGGUUUGUGUGGUUUACAAAGGAGAUGUCAAGCUCCGUCUCUAUUGUUUAUUUGUGUGUGUAUAGCUAACAUCUGUGUGUUUUUUUAAUAUUCUCUGGGCUCUUUUCAAAUUUGUGUGUUUUUAGUAAUCUGUUUUGUUUUUUGACAUGUUGCAGUUGAACUAAACCAAAGUUUCCUCUUGUUUCGUACAGGUUAUAUUCCUCGAUGACAGAGUCUCAUCAUUCAUACAGAUCCGUGGGUCCAUCCCUCUUUUCUGGGAACAGCCAGGAAUCCAGGUAAUGGAAACCUCUGUGAACUCACUCCAAUCCUGAAUGUGUGAGGUUUUCAUAUAUUAGCCACAUUAUAUGAAAAUCAUAAACAAGCCCUUAUUUUUGUGUAGAAGCCCUUAGCAUUUUGUAACUGUUGCAGUUGUUUAUUUAAUAUUUUUGUUUCAAAAAUGAAGCCACGCUGAUGACCAUAAGCCACAUUUUAACAUGUUGUCCAUGCUGUGUUCAGAAAAAGUCCAUUAAGGGUGUUUUGUUGCAACUGAAUGAGAAUCGGCAUCCUAGUGGUCUGGAUGAGAACCCCCACCUGGUAUCAUUUUUUUUUAAUCGGCUCUUUCUGGUGCUGGCGCUUUCAUACUGCAGACAGGGUUUCUCUGUGCAAUGUCAGAGACCACGGGUGCAAAUGAGACAGUCCCAUUAUGGAUUUUUAUGACGGUCCUGAAUGUAGCACCUGUCCAGGGAACGCUACUUUGAAGAUUAAAAACCUGCAGCAGGAACCUACCUCUCGAUACAGAUCAUAAACAACAUCCUUGGGAUCCUGCUGUCCUUGUCCUGACAUUUCACAGACAUACAUCAGACGUGGGGGAGUUUCAUGAUAGAUACAGUGGUUGGUAAAGGGCGUUUCUCUGUUUUCCUCAGCUCCCAGACAUCUUUGGUCAGGUGAGAGCCUGCUCUAAAAACAUCCCCGAACCAUUCCUUUAGCUUACUCUGCUGUUAGCGCGCAGACACCUGGAUCAAGCUGUCAAAACCCUUAGAAGGCCAGCAAAAGCCAGACUAUUUAAGUCACCUGCUUAUUGCGUAAUAUCUUUGAUUUGGAGUGGGCUCGGGGUUGUUUUCAGACAGAACUGUAGGCCUCCUGCUUUACCAGCAUUGUGUUAGCUUUGUAGUCCCUUUUUACCAAAUGUGGCUUUGUAGGCUCAUUCUUUCCUCCUCACUCUCUCCAAUUCAAUCCCUGAGCAGGAUGGAUAGUUUCAGCUUCACCAGAGGAAGAGUUAUCGAUAUCUCCACAGCUUAUUUACACUAGAAGAAGUAGCUUUGACACAGUCGCUAAAUCCCUCUUGUAAUGUAGUUUGAGGAAACCCUGCUGGAGUAGUGAGGCGGCUGCUUUUUCUCGUUUGAUGGAAGAAUCUUUACGCCUGUUAGUUUUAAAUGAGAAAAUACAAAGUUGCUUAUUUCUGUAACAAGACACUAGAUUUCAAGAAAUACCUCUAAAUAUCUGUCUUUAAACAUCAUAUCAAUCAAAAACAGGUUCAGCUGAUUGUUGUAUUGAUGGAGAAAAUCCAAUUAUUAAUCGUAAUAAUGGUCAAAAGUUGUUGUUCGUUAUCGGCAGAGUUGCACUAACUUGUAGAGGACUUUUUGGUCUGGGAUGCACGGCUGUAACCCGAGUCCUCUUAGAUACCAUCUCAGGAAGUUAUUAAAUAUGCAUGCCAUAGACCUGCACAACAGGGGAAGUAAAAGGGGGGACAGAGUGACAAAAUGGCAGCAGCGCGGAGUAAAAUGUCUCGUUGCUAUUGCCACUGACUCAGGAGAUCCCAAUACUGUCUCCAAAGUGGUUAAAAAUGACUGAUCGCUCCAGAUCCACGCCAUCUGUGACAGUCCAUUUAAAGAGGAAGAAGAGGAGGCAGAGGCUGACUGAAUGAACGGUGCAGGAGGAAUGAUUUGAUUAGCUUCUUUUCAGUUCAGCUGAUGAUGAGCUAUUUAAGACAGAGAUGUAAAAAAAGCAGACAAAGACGAAUCAAAGUAGGGAAUGUUUUUGCAAAGGCACAGAGGGGGAACAAGUAAGGACCUGCAGUGAUGAGUGAGAAGGGUUCUUUGCAACAGUGACUCUGCAACGUGCUAAGCCUGUCAAGGUGUGGUCGUGCUUGGUCAUACCUUCCUUCACUUCCCUGUAAGGCUCUAGGGUCAGCUUAUAAGCAAAAUUGGAGAGAACAAAAGAGAAUUAGUGAUUCUUCUUAAAGGUGUUGGAGACUUGAUAGUUGAUAAGAUCUCUCUACUGCUCAGUGACUUCAUCUGUGUACAAAAUCCCCUAAUGCUGUCCCUGUGUCGCUGUUGCCCCAUGCCUUUUUUUGCCUCUUUAAAGAUCUUGUUUCCACUUGUUCCAGUAUUUUCCAAAACUUCUGUCCAAACUUCAUUUUCCCCACCAGGUUGCCUGGUAAUCUUCAACAUGUGUGUCUGCACCUCUUCCCUUUUUACAGAGGUUUACUUUGGAGUAAAGAAGGACACUGUUACUAGUGUCUCUUUUCGUCUUUUCUCGCCGUAUCUUCUCUGCAGGUUGGUUCCCAUCGUGUCAAACUCUCAAGAGGAUUUGAAGCAAAUGCACCAGCAUUCGAAAGGUAAUUAAAACGCUCUGUUCAGUGUAUGUACACAAAGGGGUUUGUUUGCAUAUGUACCAGUUCCCAGCUGCUUUAUCCAGCCUCGACAGAUUACAACUCCUCAGAGGGGCAAGGGAACAUAAGAAAAUAAUGUCUCCUGCAGAGCAAGGAUAGAGAAAAGCUUUCCAGACUCUCAAAGUAGCAAUAUUAAUUGAAGUGUGUCCUGAGAGACUGGUUUAUUGAAGGGAACAGGAAGGACACAUUAACUGCUCUUGAUUAACUGUUGACCUUAAUAACCUGAAUUUUACAUCCACGGCACACAGCACCUUCUUGGUUGUGAAGGCUUGUGCACUCUCAGAGUUAAAAUUAUUUUACAGUGUUAAUUAGCUGUAGAUGUUAAAGACUAAGACCUUAACUAAAAAUCUUAACUUAUGUCGAUGCAGAUACUUUAUUUUUAGAUAUAUUGAAUUUCUCUUUGGCGAUCAAUAAAGUUAUUCUUAUUCUAUUGUUUUAGAUUUAUUGUCUCUAUUUAGUAGCGCCUGUCCAAAUUCCUCCAUGACAAUUUAAAAAACAGCUAAUCUGCAGCGUCUCAGAUCAACCAUCCUCUUUGAACAGGCAGUAACUUGCAGAUAUGAUGCUGGUAGUGACAAAUACAAACCUCAUAUAGAAGAAAUGUCUACUGUCUACUGAGCCAUAUGAACGUGUUAGAUCAAGAGUUCCUCACAGGAGCUUUAAUCAAAAAAAAAAAAAGAAGAAGAAGAAUAAAAAUGGAAGAAAAUGCUCUCUCCCAUUUGAUUGUGAAGCAAUGGUUCAUUGUCGGUACUUUUGGAAGACUUGAUCAUAUUUUCACACUAAGAGUUGGCAACACAACUCAUCUUCCCGAGUAUCUGUCCAGACCAGAUCUCACAGCUCACCCUCUGUGGAAGGCAGUCUGUGUUUUUUAUGUUUUAUUUUUAUUGCUGUAGCAGGCUAAUAUAUCUCUGUUGAAAUUCCUUGGAUAGAAAUCUCUUUUUUAUAAACACGGUCUGCUGUUUCAUCAUUUUUUUUAACCUUUUGAAUAUCCCAGUUUGAUCCAGAGGCCUGAGGUUAUUUCGGUAUGAUCUCCUGGCACUCUCCCCUCCAGUUUUUAUAGCUUUACAAAUACCACUCCUUAUCUGAGAAACCACCCCCGUCCUGCAUGUUUCCCUGCUCCAACACACCUGAUUCAAAUGAUCAGCUCGUUAUCAAGCUCUGUAAUGUCUUAAUAACGAGCUGAUCAUUUGAAUCAGGUGUGUUGGAGCAGGGAAACAUCCAAAACAUGCAGGACAGUGGGGGCUCGAGGACUGGACUUGAGAACCACUGUAUUAGGUUGUUUUGAUGCUAACAAAGGUGCAGUGAAAUAAUAAAAAAAAGCCAAAUAAAAUAGAAAGCAAAAGUGAAUGAUUGCAAACUUAGAGGCUGUGAUUUAAGUGAUAAUAAUGAAACAUACCUGUCAGUUAGUUACAGGGUUUCUGUGUUGUGUCCGUGUAAAUUUGGGCCCAGCAGGUGUUGAGAUACGGUGUCACGUCUGACUAAUUAUAACACUUAAAUACGCGAGAAUAAACACUGUUAUUUAACCAGUUAUGUCACUUGUUAUUUGUAUUUGUGUUUCCCAGACACUUCACUGCACUGCGCAGGUUGUAUGGUAAACAGGUGAUCAUCAACCUGCUCGGGAGUAAAGAAGGAGAACACAUGCUCAGCAAAGCAUUCCAGGUAAGAGGCACUCCGCUCUGUCCCUUAACACCUGUCAUGUACUGAGAGAUAUUUAUGUGCUGCUCCUCGCAAAACAGGCUGCGUCAUAACGUGCUGGCAGACGUUGUAAAGUUUUUGUCCUGUUUUUUAAACCCACACACCCGCAGCGAGAAUCCCAUCCUACCUAUACUUAUUACUUUAUCGUUGGCAGCAAAUCUGUUAUCGACAGCACCUGCAAUCUCAGUCAUUUCUAUUGAGUGCGAGGAAAUUGGAUAAAACUGCGAGCUGCCAGCUGAGCUCUUCCUGCGCUCUCUGUCAUUUUCAGAGUCACUUGAAGGCCUCAGAGCAUUCGUCAACGGUGAAAAUGGUGAACUUCGACUACCACGCUAACGUGAGGGGAGGUAAGGCGGACAAACUGCACAGCGUCCUCAAACCUCAGCUCAGCAAGUUCGUCGAGGAGUGCGGCUUCUUCUACUACUCGGGAGAGACGGGCAUCUCAAGGUGAGAACUCAGCGUGUAGAGAAAGUCACGUCAGGUGUCGCUUUUAGUUUUUGCGUUUACACGUUUGGAUCUGUCAUCAUAGGACUCAGGGUGGGACCAUCAGGACCAACUGCCUGGAUUGUCUGGACAGGACCAACAGCGUGCAGGCCUUUUUUGCGCUCGAGGUAAGGGUCCGGCACAGUGCGUCACACGCUCAUAUUUGUUUAUAAAAUGGCGUUUGUACCUUUGCUGUCCUUUCUGUAUAAGGGAUUAUACUUUUUAAUCCGAACCCCUCCCUGUCCCUCACUACACCAGAUGCUGCCAAAACAGCUAGAGGAAAUGAGUCUGACAGAGAAACCGCAGCUGGUGGCCAGGUUCCAGGAGGUUUUCAGGACUAUGUGGUCUGCCAACGGGGACUCUGUCAGCAAGAUCUACGCUGGCACCGGCGCUCUGGACGGCAAAGCUAAGGUAGACAAUAGAUGCACAGUGCAAACACCUUCUUUUAGUUUAAUCACUGAGGCGAACCUUAACUUUACUUUAAAGCAGGCUGUACAGGUUUGUUUCAGAUCACAUCAACCAGCACCUGAUAUUACUGCUCUUGCGCUUAACAUCACAAUAGUAACUUAAAUCUUUGUCUUAUUCAUUUUAAGUUCACAUGUAUUAACAUUAGCAUCGUAACCCUGGGAUCUUAAUAUGUAUUCAAAGUCAAAGAAAAUAUGAGAACAAAGAGAAUUGGCUCAAAAUGCCGUAAAAGAUGAAUUGGCAUAAUGAGAUGAUAUCGGCACGUUAGGCGUUGUGUAUGCAGUGACGGAGUUGAUCCGUGUGUGUGUGCUUCUGUCUCUUAACUCUUGUGUGCUAUCUCUUUCCGCUGUCCUCUGGACCUCUCUACCUGCGUGGUAAGUGAACGCACCAGUCGAUGUUGUUUUUGAGUCGUGGGUCUUUCUGGUGCAUUUUUUGAUUCCAGUGUUUGUUGGUAAAAUGACGUGGAUUUGAUGAUGAUGUAUGAUGAUGAUGAUGAUGAUGAUGAUGAUGAGGGAUAGGGUAGGUGGGAUCUCUUUGGGUAAAAAAAGAAAAAACUGAUUUCAUUCCCUCGGUAUCUCAGAGACAGAUUCUGUCUUGAACUGGCAACUCUCCAAAGCUCCACAGGGAUUGAUUGUUUUGAUUUAUGAAAAUGAAGUUAAUGAGAAAUUAAAGAAGCAGGAAAAAUUACAACUCAUUUUCUUGUCACAGCACCAUUUCCAAUUGCUUGCUGAAAUUAUCCAGUACCAUCUGAUGUGUGAUUGGAUAAGCACAGAGAAAUCUGUCUGGAUCACAUUAAAUCAGAUUACGUUGCACAUCCCCUUUAUGAAAUUUUACUCCUUGUGAAGCAGUUUCAACCCUCCUUGUUCUGUUGAGAAGUCCGUUUUACUCCAAUCUUCCUUAUGUUUUCCUCUUUCUCCUAUCUUGCAUAGCUGGAGUGGGAAGUACAGAAAAUUAUGCUCAUAAUGAAAGAUGUCUCUAUUCAAUAAUGUCUAAUUACCUGCACGAAUGUGUGUGUGUUUGUGUGUAGGCGGGUAAGCUGAAAGAUGGAGCGCGGUCUGUGACUAGGACCAUCCAGAACAACUUCUUCGACAGCUCAAAGCAGGAAGCCAUAGACAUCCUGAGGCUGGGAUCCACGCUCAACAGUGACCUGGCAGACAAAGCUCGGGCCUUGCUCACCACUUCUAGUCUUUACGGUAAUUCUUAACCACACAAAUAGUGUAGCGUGUGCUAUAACUGAGUCAUCAGAUUUCAUCUGUCUGCUGAUUACUCAUUAAUUAUGUCACAAAUGCAAGAUUUCCCUGAUGCAGUUUGAUAUUAGUGAUUUUGAGAAAACUAUUUCCUUGUUUCCUUGGAGUUGUUUGAAUGUUUUGUCAUGUCUAAACCUGCUCUGUUGUUGCUCUAUUAGCCAGAAGCUAAUCUUCACAAUAGCAGGGUUUGUCCUCUGCUCUGUGUCAAAGCGUAAUCUCCGUGUGUCAGCUCGCUGUCCCACUUAGAUUAAUGCUGACCUACUGCUCUGCUGGCAUUAUCUGUCCAAGCACCGGUUAACUCCUCCCUUCUCUCCCUUCUCUCUCUGCUGCUCUUGAACACAAUCUUAGUCACUGAGCCGGUCUUACAAUCAGGUAUAGUAACUGAGCGACUGUUUCCAGUGGAUGGAUCUUUUCAUCACACAGUUGUCCUAUUCAUUGUGUUUUUGCUGCAUCCUCCAUUCACCCAUAAUCCAAUGCUGGUAGUGGUUUUAUCCUCUGCCUGUUGCAUAACACCAAGUUGUUGCAAUAGUGAUUGAAGCAAAAAAGGCAAAAUUUUGCAGUGAAAUUUGACAUCAUUCUGAGAGGAAAUUUACAGACAGAAAUGGACCAUUACCAAGGUUGAUUAUUUAGCUGUUAUCUGUAUUCUAGCUGCAGUCCUUCCUCGUUUCCUCCUCCCAUACCUCUCAUGUGUACGAACAUUGUUCCUCUGUUGUAUUCGAAUAAUUUCCCAAUUUCUUUUUAUUAUCCUUUUCCUUUUUUUGUUUCCUUGUUUGUCACCCUUCCUGCAGAAACACUCAACAAGUUUACACUCUAAUCCUGCUCUCCUACCCUUUACAGCCUCUCCAAGAGUAUUACUGGGAAUGUGUCAGAACUACCAAAAAUACACGAGGCCCAAGCAGAUCAGAGUGUGUGUUGGCACCUGGAAUGUCAACGGGGGUAAACAGUUUCGCAGCAUCGCUUUCCGCAACCAGACGCUCAAUGACUGGUUGUUGGACGCUCCGAAAAAAGCCGGACAUCCUGAGUUUCAAGGUGGGUUCAUGUAAAACUAGAUGGGAGAUUUGAGGAUCAGAAUUAGAGCCGACAGUCACUCAGAAUUAAAAUUCUAACUUGGAUUAAAAUUUCUCAGCAAACUUUUUAUUGACGUUUUUAACCACUCAAUCACAAAAGUACUUUUCAGUGAAACAUUGUCCAAUUUUCUCCCCUCAGACACCAAAGCCAACCCCAUAGAUAUCUUUGCCAUUGGUUUUGAAGAAAUGGUUGAACUGAACGCUGGAAACAUUGUCAGUGCCAGGUAUGUGGGCUGGAUUUACAUAUAAUGUUAGCUUAUACAAGGUACAGAGAUGGUUAAGAUUCUUUUUAGAUUCUACAUUUUUUCUAGAGAGAUGAAUAAGUAAUCUGAUCUGACCGGUGAUCAACAUAUCAGUUAUUUUUAUCUGUCUUGAUAACCAACAAAGAGAACUAAGUAACAGUUGAAAAUUUGAUGUGACAAAUGUAAAUUUUCCCUCUGACCUACUUUAUGUCUUGAGUUGAGUCUUUCUUCUGCUUUGCCUUCACUGUGAUUUAUCUCUCCGUUUUUUCGUCUCAGCACUACAAACCAGAAACUUUGGGCAGCUGAGCUGCAAAAAAACAUAUCACGGGAUCACAAGUAUGUGCUGCUUGCUUCGGAGCAGUUGGUGGGUGUGUGUCUGUUUGUUUUUAUCCGCCCACAGCAUGCACCCUUUAUCAGGUAUGCACUGUCUGCACUGUUGUAAGUUAUGGGUAAAAAUACGGCAGGUUUUUGAGGCAUGUAAAAAAUGUAAUUCUGCAAUUUGACAUUUUCCAGGGAUGUAGCUGUAGAUACUGUAAAGACUGGAAUGGGCGGUGCUACAGGCAACAAAGGAGGUGUCGCCAUCCGCAUGCUGUUCCACACCACCAGCAUUUGCUUCCUCUGCUCCCACUUUGCUGCUGGACAGUCACAGGUCAAGGAGAGAAACGACGACUACAACGAGAUCACACGCAGACUUACCUUCCCCAUGGUAACAACCAUAACAUCAACGCUAACAUUUGAAAGAGGAUUUUGUAUAAAAUAAAGCGUAAUCAUGUCUGUUUAUUCCUCUCAGGGUCGUCUGCUGUAUUCACACGAUUACGUUUUCUGGUGUGGAGACUUCAACUAUCGAAUCAGUCUGCCCAAUGAGGAAGUGAAGGACCUAAUCAAACAGCAGAGCUGGGAUGCUUUGAUGGCAGGAGACCAGCUGCUGGACCAGAAGAAUGCUGGUUUGGUAUGACCCACAACGCACAUACAUGCUUACAACACUUAAAACUUCUGCUCUCUCUUCAGAAAACAUUUUGCAGCAAAAAUAAUCUUGUUUUUCUUAUUUACAGACUGCACUAACGCCAAAUUAUAUUCCAGGUUUUCCGAGGUUUCAUUGAGGGGAAGCUGGAUUUUGCCCCCACCUACAAGUACGACCUCUUCUCUGAGGAUUAUGACACCAGUGAGAAAUGUCGCACACCGGCCUGGACUGACCGCAUCCUCUGGAAGAGAAGGAAGUGGAACUUUGAUCGAAUAGGUAGGAUGAGGAGCCACUAAUUAGAUAAAUCAAACCCCCAAAAAAGAAAGACUUGCAGAAAUCUAGUUUGGGCUUAUCCUGCCUACUUCACAAUGUUCUACUCUUAAAACCAAAUAAGUCUAAACUCCCGUGAAACAAGGGCAUAUUUUGUCAUGUGAUCCUUGUUACAUUAGUGUAUUUUUAAUGUUUUGCAGCUGAGGAGAUGAAUGUAGUGGGUGCAGCUUCCACAUCAGGGGAGAAAGAAGAUGACCCAGAGUACCCUUGGAGCCCCGGGACUCUGAAAUACUAUGGCAGGGCUGAGCUGAAGACCUCAGACCACCGGUGAGUAACUCUUUAUACUGAGAAUGUAGGAUUAGUAUGAAUAAACAUAGUGUGUAUUAACAUGGUCUCCUGUUUUUCUGAAGGCCUGUGGUGUCAAUAAUAGACGUGGACAUCCUGGAAGUGGACCCAGAGGCUCGACACCAGGUCUACAAAGAGGUCAUCGCCCUGCAAGGACCUCCAGACGGCACCAUCCUGGUGUCACUCUGCUCCUCUGGCCCGGAUGACUACUUCGAUGAUCCCCUCAUAGACGAACUGCUGGACAAGUUUGCUAACUUUGGAGAGGUCAUCCUUAUCCGGUGAGUCUGACUUUUCCACACGUUUAGACAAACAUGACUCACCUCCAGACUGGAUGAGGAUAUUAGCUUUGUCCUUGUUUGUGCAGGUUUGUGGAGGAGAAGAUGUGGGUGACUUUCUUGGAAGGUUACUCUGCUCUUGCUGCUCUGUCUCUCAGCGCUUCCUCUGUGAGUCAUAUUUGAGGAUAUAAAUCACAUCAAAGCUGCAGUAAUACUACAGCUAGUCUAACAUUUUUUACCUUAUAACUAAUGUCUGCCUCAUUCUUGAUUCGUUGUAGGUGCUCGGUAAGGUGAUUGACAUCCGCCUAAAGAGUCCAGGCUGGAUCAAGAGUAUGGAGGAAGAAAUGAGUGUGGAGAGAAUCUGUGGAACUAUCCCCACCUCAGCCAGCUCCACCCUGCUCGCUGAGGACACCGACAUGGGCGAUGAUGAUUAUGACAUGGAAGGUCAGUAAUAUCCCUAUCUCUCCUCUAAUUUGUCUAAAAUUGUGCAGUUUUCAAUGGCUUGUAUUCCUGCUUCAUUCUCUCCUGUAUCAGGCGAUGUGGACGAGGAGGUGGAGGAGAUUCUUCCCCAGCAUUUGCAGCCUGGAGCAGGCUCUGGCCCUGGAUCGUCCCCUCUCCCCUCCCCCCGCAGCAGUCCUUGUCCCUCCCCUACACACGGUGAACCUGCAAUUCCAAGCAGACCAAGUCGGUCCGGACAACCCCCGCGACCAUCACUAGGUAAUUAUGGCAUGUGUAGCCUGACUCACACCUUGAAUCAAGUCAUGAAUUGUGCGCUUUUCCCAAGGUGUCUGGCUCAGUAUGGUACGAUGCAGAAUAAUUUAUGUUUUUAUUGUCAAAAGUUGGGGAAGGCAUCCAAACUUUUAGCCGAGGCUUGCAGAAAAUGAUGGUUGAAAUGCGCUGCAAAAGGCAGUGGUCAAGAUUGGGGUCGACUCUGUGCCAAACCACACCUUACUGUACUAAACCAAACCAGAAACUUUGUUGGAAAUGCACCAUCAAGUACCGUCCAACCACCAUCUCAGACUUCACUCCGCCUGCCUACAUGUAAACUGUAAUUUUGUUUUGUUUGUGACGAAUGCAAUCAGAUUUAAGUCCAGGUCUACAGAGGAGAGAAAUUCCAGGUAAAAUGUCGUGUGUUUGAUGAUUUAGCUGAUGUUUGGUAUAAAAGCUGGUGACAUGAGUGUUAGAAAACGACUUUUUCCUUCCCUGCUCUGUAGUGCUGUAUCAGAAUGUGUGCAGUGUUGAUCCUUUAUUUGGUCAAGCCUAAAUCACAGCUGUGCUCUGAAGACGAAUUAAAAGAUGGCUCAAAGUGAGGCAAUGUCUGUGGGACGUUAAGGGAAAAAAAGGCACAAGGCUUGAUAUAUGUUUGACCAAUGUGUUCAUACGUACAUAUAUUGUCAAGAUAGAUUGAUUUUUAUUACAUUUAAUCAUUUUGACCCAUAGAUGAUUAUAUUACGGUUAGAACCUAUAAGGUAUUUUUUAAGACUGCUGUGAGAAGAAACCACAUUUUACAAUUUGCAAAAAAUGAUCACAACUACAAAGUUGUUUCUCAGUAUGACGACUUCUUCUCGUCUGUGAUUGUUUUUAUUUUUUCCUUCUAGGGCCUCCUCUUGACUUCCAGCCUGGUGCCCCCACAUCCCAAAGCAUGGAGCCCAAACGUCCACCUCCCCCUCGUCCCAAUGCUCCUCCAGCCAGACCAGCACCCCCUCAACGCCCACCACCACCAUCAGGUACUGUAUCAUCUAACCAUCUGGUAAACGCCUCAUAAAGAAAAAAACAACUUAACUCUCUUUAGUAUGAAUAACAGAAAUGAAGCCUAUGUUUGAUGUAUAAUUUCUGUAGUGUAGUAGGUGAUGCCUUUGGCAGAUGUUUAACAUUCUCACCUUUGUCCCACUGCUCCGCCUCAUUUCUGAAGGAGGCAUGAGCCCCCUCACAGUUAGGAGGGACUCUGCAGGUAAAGUGUUUGCUGUAGAAACGUGUGUUUUGUGCUUGCUGAAGCAUUUCAAGUAUUUGCUUCAUUUUUUACAGCUGCACAAAAAAAAAGAAUGACAUUGUAUUUGUGCUGAUCCCGGCAGCUGCCCGAUUAGUUCCUAUGCUUGAUUCAGUUUAGGUAACAACAAUAGCAAUAAUGUCACACUAUGGCACACUCGAAACUCACAGCUUGUGCAACAUCGUAAUUUUGAGCUUGCAGCUUUUGUGUUUUGAGAGAGACUUCAGAUUUAAUUAAAUACCGGUGGUUCCUGAAUCAUGCUUGACUUUUAAGUAAACAGUGCUUAGAUUAAGUUUGUGCUCAUGAAAAGUUCAAAAUGGAGCCUGUGCUUCUGUUUUAUUAUAACAUCCCUCCUACAAUGUGGGAUCUCAGUUGAUGUAAAUAAAGAAAAGAAUGUGGCCAAUCUAAAAAUAAUAAGUACAAGAUUACUUUUGUGUAAGAGUGUUAUGAGUCAAACAACACUGUUGCCCCAUUUGGAUUUGUCUUCUAUUCAGAUGGUUUUUAGGUCAUUAUGAAAGUAACUUCUGAAAUCAUUAUUUUUAUCCUUUAUUUCAACCCAUCGAAACUAAACUCUCUUUUUCAGGAGUGCCCUCUAACAGUUUAGUUAAAAACCAAAAAAGACACAUAUAAAUACAGUGAAAAUAAAUGUGACACAUCCAUUAUCACAUGCAGACUAUCUUUAAAGGGAUAUUCCGGCAUAAAAUUAAGUUAGGGUCAAACACACUAACACCGAAUUAGACUCACCCUUGAGAGAUGGUUGUUGCCGACCGCUUGCUUCUCUAGUUAGACUAACUUUAGUAAUGACCGCACGAUAGCAAUACACAGCGGUCUAUGGCUCCACGUGCAAACCUCAACCAAAACGCCACUCUAUAGCCACAAGUAAUGCUUAGAACAGUACCUAACUUCAUCAACGGUACAUACAGAGUCCUAGCCAUAAAACUAGCCAUCAACUAUCUUAAAUGUUCUUUCUUGAGCUGCGUCACCCUGCUGCACUCUGUGAUGGACUGGUCCAAGCUCUCCCUAUAAACAAGCAGCUGCUGGAGGAGAGUAGGUGAGUUGUGUUUAGUCUCUCUGCUGAAGAAAUCAGGCAAAGCUAAAAAGAUGUUUGGUGGUCUAGUGCUGUGGCUGGGACCCUAUAGGUACUGUUGAUGAAGUUAGGUGCUGUUCUGAGCAUUAUUUGUGGCUAUAGAGUGUCGUUUUGGUUGAGGUUUGUUUAUGGCUCCUGAGACCGCUCUGUAUUGCUAUCCUGCAGUCGUUACUAAAGUUGGUAUAACUAGAGAAGCAAGCGGUCAGCAACAUUCAUCUCUUGGUGUGUUUGACCCUAACUUAAUUUUACGCCGGAUUAUCCCUUUAAGCAGCUGAGACACCUGCUCAUUAAAAUCUCAUUAACGUUUUCCCUGCUUUGCUGUCUUUUGCACAAACGGUUUCCCCUCUUUGAAUUUAAGACUCUGGCAAAAGUCCGAGCCCAUUCCUGGGUAGGAGAGGCAGUGAAGGUAACUGUCAGUUUGUCUUUCAGUGACGAUCCCUGUAGUCUAGUACUCAGUCAUCAAUAUGAUUGAUGCGUCUUCAACAAUGAUGUGUCACCGCUGACCAGGUCUGCAUCAUUGUGGGCCUCCUUAGUCUUGUUCAUGUGGCUAGGAGACGUGUGUUUUGCAGCCUGUUAUAAAAUUAAGUAUCACACUUAUUAGUGCAAAAUAAACAUGAAAUGCAAAAUUAAUUGGAGGCUUUAGGGCUUGAGGGACCACUUGCAUUCAUGCAAUUAUUUUGUCACUGCAGGCAAAUACAGUUAGUGUUGUUGUUCAGUACUUAAAAACAUUGUUCAUUAGACUGUUAGUGUAUUACAGCCAUCCCAAUUAGUGGUAAGUGUUUGGGUUUAAUUUUUAAGUGAAUAAAAAGCAAGGUUGGAACUCAAUGAGGGGAUAUAUUUAUAGUAAACAUGAAUUUUGGGGAUUUUACAGUUAGAACUUUUGCAAGAUGAAGAUAGAGCCUUUGAUAAAUUCAAGCAGUUCACACAUAAGACCAUCUCACUAAAACAGUAGGACAGGAAGAAACAGUUUAGCAGUACUGGUGAGGUGAUAGUUGUCUCUUCAUAACUUUGUCAACUGGUGAAUAACAAAGUUCAAGAACAAACUCUUCUUGGCUUCAAUGGUCAUAAGGUCAGCUUUGCUGUUUCCAUCUACUAUGACUAGGCAUGUAACGGUACACUCAACUCACAAUUUUACCCACAAUAAAACUUUUUCCUCUGUUCUUUUAAGACCCACUCCAAUGAAAAUCUUGUUUUUCUUGUUGUCUAUAUGUUCAUGUGGCAUAUUUCCAAUGCUACAGGACAUAUCAUGAGAAAAAUAAGUGCGAAAUUACAUGUCUGAGUAUUUCUGCAUUCAAAUCGCUGUAUUUCUGACAGACCCAUACGGCAGGCUCAGACACAGUGAGAUUUCCUACAUCACAAAUCCAAGCUCCGCCCCUGAAGCCCCGCUAUGCAGGCCAGACUCUGAGAAAUAGAGAGGAUGAUUACGGAACAAGCGUGUGCGGUAGCAGAUUGGAAUGCUUGUGAGAAAGCUAAUUAGGAUAUUAGCUUUCAUCAUUCCCCUAAAGACAUUAGUGCCUGAGAGCUAAAACAGCUCGUAUGUUACCUGCUUCUUCUACUAUACCGGCAAUGUUAGGUUGCAAGCUAACUCAAGGAGAAGUGUGCAGAGCAGUGCUGUCUCCGCCCAGGACUUAGAGGUGAAUUGCUAAUGAGCUCCUAGAGAAGAAAAGCCCUUGAAAACGAUACAGGUAACGUGAUUUUGUCUAAAAACUUAACAAUCACAAUUUUAAGACCACUGAUGACACUUAAAGUAGUAAAAAAAAACGAUCGCAGUGGGACUUUAAGGAUCAAAGUCACCCAGUUGAUGUACAAGCCUCAGAGAAGCAAUCACCUCAUAAAGAUGUAAUUUAUUAGGCCUUUAUUUAGCCUUUUCCUGGCUUAUACCAAUGUAACAUUUUCUGCUUUAAUGACUAUCUUUAUAUUGAAAGGACACAAAUGGUUCUGCUAGACCGUCAAAGUACAGGAGUAAAUGAUAAAAGCCAAAGAACAAGAAAGUACUAGAUGUUUUAGCACCCUCUGCUAAGGCAAAAGCUUUGUUCUCAUUUGUGUCUGUCUCUCUCUGUUAUCUGUGCCAGGAGUACAGAGAGCGGUAAAGAGCAAUACAGACUCAUUUAGAUGGCGGUCUUUUAUGAUUAAAAGGUUUGCAAAUGCAUUUUGGUGGACUGCCAAGCACAGAUGGUGCAUCCUUGACUGCAAAAUCUUCAACCUGCGUUAAAACAUGCAGUCAAAUUGAAUUUCCCUUCAGGGAUAAAAUAAAGUUAUUCUUAUUCUUAUCAUGUCUGUCUGCAUUUAGCUUUAAACAAGGAGUGAAAGGCACACAGCUGCCUUCAAUCUAAGGGUAUUGGUAUGAAUUUUUCAUCCCACCCGGUAAAAUCUCCCCUUACAUCUACAGUUUUCGACUGUCUCUCAAAGUACCGUUACAUCCCUAACUCUGAUAAAUGUUAGAAUCCUGUUCAUGCAGGUAGAUAUUCACUCACAGCAUCAGGCUUUAAGGCACUGCUGCAUUUCUGCCACCAUACGCUCCUCCUGUUGCUUCCUUUUAAGAGUAAAGUUACAAGAGCAGUUGCUUCAUUAAACCAGUAUUGAAUUUUGUGUAUAACGGUAAUGUGGUUUGGUUUCCUUUGUGCUGCAAAGGACCAAAAAGCCCCGCUCUUCCUCGGCCUGACUCUGCUGCAGGUGAGUGAGUCGAAUAACAGCAAAUCAUAGCAAGAAAUAUUGCCUUAUUAAGCAAUAAUAUACGGGCGAUGAAAGUGGAUUAUUUGGUAGUGUCCCCCAUAGAGGCCUUGUUUAGCUUGCACCUGCUGGAAGUGAUCUGGGUCUUCCUGCUGUAGUCGUGCUCACACUCCAAAACAAAUGCUGCCUGCACAAGGGUGUCAGAUAGGGUUGCAUAGCCUAUCAACUCAGCCUUUCCACACCUUGUCUAUUUGUUUGGUGUGUGUCUGUGUGUGUGUGUGGUUAGCUGAACCACUCUGUCACAGCGCAGUCAGUAAGUGUGCGUUUGUGUGUGUUCUUAGCAGGAUUGACUUACGUUCGGUGACCGUACAGUAAACAGAAGUAGACAUCUAAGUGGCGUGGGAACAUGUUUGCAGGCUCUAAAGGGUUUCAGACGGAAAAGAGUGAAAGACAAGGUGUGUGCUGUACAAGCUGUGUGGGUGAGCAGCUGGAUCGCAGAACAGGGUCUGUCUCUUCUCUAGACCUCCUGCAGCUCAGGAAUGACUGAACCAGUUCAGCCACAGGGAGUUAGUCCAGUCAUGGGUUGAGGUUUGUUUGCAGAAGUAGCGCGGUCUGCACAUUACAUUAAUUAGGUAAUCCCCCUCAGCACAGAAAAACAUGAUACUUUUUGUCGCUUAUGUUUGUGGUUUGUCUGUUUUAACUCUUUCAGGUCGGGGUCAGGCAGCAGUGGGAGCCCCUGGACCAGCUGGUGCCCCCAGACCGGUAAAUUUACAACUUUAUUGUUUGUGUAUCAGGGCUUGACACUAAAUUUUUUUCAUAAGGAGCAAAAUAAGGAGCACACAAAGAUUUUUAGGGGCACAAUAAAAAUUGAUCAAAUAAUGUGUGUCUUAUUGGUCGACAUAAGUAGUAUUAUUUGAAAUCAAUUUUUGGUCUUUUGGUCACAUGACAUGGAAGAUAUUGAAGAAAAUUUGCCUUUAAAUUUAACACAAAAAAUUUUAGAGGACAAAUCAGGGAAAUACGGAGGUGUGUCUUAUUGUUCGACCUUAGUACUAUUAUUUGAAGUAGAUUUUAGGUUAAUUGGUCACAUAACAUGGAAGCUAUCAAAGGAAAACAGACUUUUUUGAGAACAUCAACCGGUAAUUUAUUGACGGUCCCUUAUUCAACACCCAGCAUUGACAGCAAGGGUGCAGAGUAGAUUUAACCACGCUGCUGUCGCUAUUCGCAGUUAUGGAGAGUGAGAAGUGUUUCGGAUGUUUCCCUGCUCCAACACACCUGAUUCAAAUGAUCAGCUUGUUAUGAAGCCAUUUCAGAGCUUGAUAACGAGCUGGUCAUUUGAAUCAGGUGUGUCGAGGACUGGACUUUAGAACCACUGCCCUAAAUACAUUUUACAAUUCGCACACUUCUAUUUUUAGUCACAAAUGCGUGUGAAGUGGUUGCACUGUCAAGCCCUGUGUAUAUUUUUUUAAUCAAUAAGAUUUAAUUUGUUAAUUUCUACCUUGUCUUUAUUUCCCUUUUGUGUUGUAGAAUAUCCCUCCUCGAGCCGGGGUAAUCAGUAUGCCCCCUCAGUCUCGCCCCCCACCUCCCUCUCACCCUGGAGCACCCAGACCUAUCCCAGAGGUGCAUCCUGGGGCCCCUCGGCCCAUCCCAGACACCCACCCAGGAGCCCCUCGGCCAGUGCCCAGCGCACAAGCCAAACCUACUGACCUUCCUCUAGGUAAGGGGAUAAAUCCAAGAUGACUGACCCAGGAUGUAAUAGAGUGUCGCAGUGAUUUUAAGGCUCCACUUUUGCACUUUUUCUCCUCCUCCUGCAGGACCUCCUCCCUUAGAGCCCCCUGCAGCAAGAUCCCAGGGUCCCCCACCGAUGCAGCCCCAACCAGCUGCACCUUCAGCCCAGUCCCAGCUCCCCGCACCCUUACAGCCCACACUUCCACCCCCACUCCAGCCACAGCAAGGCACAGCUGCUGCUGCAGCCCCUGCUGGGCCUCCACAGGGUCUUUCCUCUCCCAAACCUCCACCACGUUCCCGCUCCUCUCAUGCUCUGCCACCUGAUGCUGCCAAGUCUGAGACAACCCCAGCUGCACAGGUUGGUGCCAACUUCCCGUUUAUUAAAUAUCUGCAAAAGAACAAAGAGCACAAACAGAAACACCUAUUGAAUACGCCGAGACUUUUGUGUUUGCAUGUGAUUAAAUCUUGUUUUACAGAUUAUUGCUUUUUCUCUGAAAUAUGAUUAAUUUUUGUGGAAUGUAAAAAGCGAGGUCUGCGACUCCUUCUGCUUCUUUGUCUUACUUCUGAUGAGCUCAGCUGUCUUUGUCAUUCUUCCUGCUUUUUGUCUCUCUGACACAUUUGUCUUUCUCUCACAAGCCGGAGAAGCCCUCAGGGUGAAAGGUACUUUAUAUUAAACCACUCUUUGUCUCAUCCUCCAUAGCACAACAGUCCUCUGCUAAGAUGUUACUACCUCUCAUACUUCACACCCAGCAAAUCCCCUCUCCUUUCAUUUCAUAGUUUAUUUUCCUUUUCCCCCUCUUUUCCUCUUUUGUGUCAGGCCGCGUAUUUGUUUGAUUUUGGGCUCCAAAAAAUUUGUUUUCCUUCUUGUUGGUCAACAUAAGAAACUCUAAAUGACAUCAAGUGGAAACCAUGUGAAUGUGAUGCUCUUUGGCCAUUUCCCCCUCACUUGUCCUUUCAUAUCUGCUCACUGUGAGUCAGGUGUUAAGAGUGAACACAUAUGCAAUGACAUCAUUUAUUUGAGUUGACAUUUUGUCUUAUUUGCUUUAUGUUUUUCAUGUUUAUUAUAAUUACUAGUGACAGUAAUAUAUUCAUAUUUAAUCAGGGAAGUAAAUGAAGCACAAGACAUUGUUUAUAUUUGAAUGUGGAUGGAUAAGAGGUACCCUGUGGAGCUUCUGACAGUGUUAAAGGAAAUUACUGUCCCUACCCAAAUAAAAUACUUUUUGUCCUUAGAGAUGUAUCUGUAGAGAGACAAAUCCUCUGAUGUUUAAGAUUUAGGUUAGGGGUGUCCCGAUAUAACCUUUUUGCUUCUGAUACGAUACCGAUAUUGUAGCUUUCAGUAUAAGCCGAUACAGAUUGAUCCGAUAUUGGCACAAGCUUGUGCAUGACAUGUUUUGACUGCUGCAAUAUCUUUUUCGGAUUUUAACGAAAAGUACUGCCACACAGCCAACAUCACUCCUACUCCUUGCUACUUUGUAUGUGCCUUUGUACACAAUAGUGUUACGAUCACGUGGGCUCUGCAUGCUUGAUUCAGGUGCUGCUAGCUAGCUAGAGGUGCCGUAGUGGAGUCUGGAAUGGACUACUUGUAUCGGAGUGCUGAUAUAGAAGAUUUUAGAUGCAGGCCAAUAUAAUCCGAUAUUAGUUUUUUUUGGCUAAUAUCAAUAACGUAUCAGGACUGCUCUAACUUAGGUAUUAAAUUCUAGUAUAUUUUCACAUUCACAACACUCAACCUGUAAAGCAAGUAAGUGCCCCAGUGACCGAGGCCAGCUGUCACUCACAGCUACAAUGCCAGAGAGCAAAGUAGAAGUAAAGCAACGAUUGAGGCAUAGAAAUCUGGACUUAAAGAGUGUAAUAUCAUAAGAUGUAUCACAGAAAGUUCAUAAACCACAACCAAUACAAAGAAACUGCUGGAAAACUAGUGGAACAUCUUUUAUUUCUGUGAAAUGUUGAAUGCAUUUAUCAAAUGAAAGUGAAGCUUUAUUUUUCUGCCUUAUUACCUCAUAUUAGUAAGAGGACAAGACUCUGCAGGAAAGCUUACUCUUGUUCAGGAUAGAGUUCAUCUGUUUUAGUAUAAGGAAGCUCCAAAGGGUAUCUUAAACUUGAUAACAUUGAUCAUUAGUCAGUAAAACACUCUUUAGAUGAUAGUGCAUGGCUCACAGUGGCACUCAUUGUUUUCUGUGACGUCUAAAUGGCGUUUUGUUUGCUCUUUCUCCUCCUCAGAUGAAUGGACUGAAUGGAAUUCAAAGAGAAGCACAAUGGAAGGCCGACCCCUUUGACACAUUCGCACCUGACUUCCUGUCCUCCUCCUCCUCCUGGCACAACACCCAGUCCCUGACCAGAGGCUCCUCCUUGCGACCUCCCCCGUCUAUUCCUGUGUCUAAAUCGUCUUCCAACACUCUUCCUUCAUCCUUCUCCCUCCAGUCGUCCGCUCUUUCAGACCUGCAGGCCCUCGACUCUUCCUCCUCUUCCUCAGUCUCCACCCCGUCGCCGUUCGCCUCCUCGCUUCUGCCGCCGCCGCCAAUUCCAUCUCGUAGCCGUUCGCAGGAGACCCUACGCGCCUCCCCUUGCUCCCUCCCAACUGACCUGCUUCCUGCAAGACCCAGCAGCACCAACCCCUUCACGGGCCCUUUGGUGCAACAGCAGCAGCAGCAGCAGCGGUCGCUAACCCCGGACUUUAGCAUGCAACGUCCAUCCCCAACGCUAAACCUCCAGAGGACUAUGUCUGCUUUUACACAGCCACUUAUCCCAACACAAGCCCCCGCCCCUGGACCCACCUCCCAGCUGCAGAGGACCGCAUCCCUGUUCGGACCUUCAUCUGAUUUGAAUCCUACAUCCGCCCCCAUGCUGCUCCCACUCCCCCUUAAUCCCUCUCCUGUUCCAUCCUUACCUCUGGCGCCACCUUCCUCCCUUCCACCAGCCCUCGCUCCCCGUAGCCAGCCGCCUCCCCCAACAGGGAAACCAACCAAACAGUGGGUCACUUUUGAUGACGAUUUCGAUUUUCCACCAAAAACCACGACGCCACAGGUCCCAAUCGUCCCCUCCAGGUCUCAGACUCUGCCUCAGCCUCCCCGCUCUGUGUUCGAUUCAGAGCCUGACUGGUUAUCCUCAACUCCUUCAGCUCUCCCGACUCUUCCUCCACCUAUCCCGACCAGAACUGCAACCAUAAACCCACUGCUCCCGGAGGGGCCCACUGACAACUGCUUCUUUCCCAGGGAGUCCACAGAAAGAUAGGAUCACUCUUAGUAUGUAAAAGGGCAUAUCCAGAUAUGUAUAGAUCUCAGAUAAAUGUGUAUAUGUUUGUGUGUAUGUACAAAAGAGACAGUAUUUAAGAAGUAUAGACCAAUUCCCUUCUGAAACACAGGUGAGGAUUUCUAUAUCGGAGUAGUCACAUGGGAAGUGUAUGAUCCUAUAUGCUCUCACAUUACCACACAGAUGUUUGCUUGUGCCCUGAUAUUAGCAUUUAUUUUUAAUAUGAAUCCGUCUGAUUUUUAUUUUUAUUUAAGGCAGCAAACGUGUGUCUAUGUGUCCACAGUAUACAGAAUAUAUAGAGUUCUUUGUAAAGUACAUGUAUAUGCACAAAUCACGUGAGCAACCAUUUUGUGCAAUAUCAAGACGUGUCCAUGUAGCUUUCAGUGUUACACACCGCGGUUCAUAUUCAACAUUUUGACUGAUCUAAAAUCAAAGCAGGAGGGUUAACUCAAACGGUAACACUCUACAUUCCUUUCAGUUUAAGCGCUGUCGAUUUUACACGGAAAGAUUUCUUUGCAUCGAUUUGCAAAGAUGAGUCUGUUAAGUCAUAUUCUGCACUUGCUUUUAUCAUGAAUGUACUCUGAACCAUGCCAGACACAGCCAGUCAAACCGCUCACUUCUGCAGGUCUGAUGCUCUGUAAUAUCAGCUCAUCUCCACGUCCUCUCUCUCUGUGCGCUCAUCAUGUUAUCUAUGGGAUUUUACGCUUCGCUGCAUCAAUGUUGUAGCUCUAUAUCAAAACCUAUACAUGUGAUUAUGUAUAAAUGUAGAUUUUCAGAAUGAAAACUACUCGCUUAAUGUGUACGUGUGUUUGUGAUGAUAUCAGUGGUUUGUACGAUGUAAGGUAUGCACUGAAAUGCUCUCUUGGUUGUGUUCCUAAUGACGGCAGAGCAACGAAAACGAGAGCCAUUGUCAGUGACUUUCCACUUCUUUUAUUGUUUUCAUCCUCCCUGAUUCAUCCAGAGCAUUUAACCACACUGAUGUUGUAAAUUCAAAGAAUGUGGCUCGUGUGCGUGCGUGUGUGCGUGUGUGUGUUCAAUUCUGUUACCUCCAAGUAAACCGGGGUCAGUAGACAUGGCAGCAAAGACGUGCCACACAUCGUAAUAAUAAAAGGGCACUUUUUAUUUUUUACUUCAGUUUAAAAGUCUUGCUUUUAAUUUCCAGGAAAGUUCACUCUCGAUAAUCUAUUGUUGAUACUGUGGUGAGAAGUAAUGUGUCGUGUUUGAGGUGCAUAUCGUCUGUCGUGGUGUUUGUGAUUGGAUGUGAGUGUGUGUACAGAGUUAAGAGUGAAAAACCAGAGUUUUUUUUUUUUUCUUUUCUUUUGACUCACACAAUGUUUUUGCAAACAGGCCCUAACUUUACAGUCACUGUAUUUUCACGCUCAUGACUGCAAGUGUGUAUUUCCACUCUCCAGCCUGUAAAAGGCUACGGAGCUGCAGCACUGUAUGGAAUAAUGCAACAAUACAAGAUAAAGGACUCCUUUAACACAUGAGUGAGAUUCUCUUCUGUAGCAGCACCAGUACGGUUCUUCACCACUGACUGAAUAUAUCGACUCAACUACACUUUGUACUCGAACCAAAAACCAGAUACACAUUUCCAGUCGAGUGUUUGUUGUUUCCUUACAAGGCCUAGUGCAGCCAACAUUCCAGACAGCCGUGUGAUUUUGAGUGUUGGGUGUCAAACUCCUCUCAGUCUUAACAGACUCACUUGUCUUAUCUAUCCUAUAUCUGUUAUAUCCAGUUUAGAGUAAAAGUGACUGAUCCUCCCUGAUUUCAUAACCAUUCUUGAAGUGUAUGGUGUCCUCGGGUGACGUCAGUAUUUCACUUUACGUCCUACUCUGCCGUUGAGUCUUACUGAUUAAUGCUGACACGCAGUAGUUUAAAAGUUAAACCUACCAAACAUUACAAAUGAAAGCAGAUGUGUUCAAAUCAAAGAUCAUUACUCCAAAAGCUUCAGAAAUUAUGUGACUGGCUGAAAUAUCUCAAAAGGAUUUAGAGAUGAAUAUCUGACCCAAGGAAAUAACUAAGAGAGGCUUUUGCGCUUUGUUUAAACACAGUGUAAUAUAAAACAAUAGUCUUCAUGCACUGCACUGAAAGCAGUAGCUAUCUGUGUAAGCAAGUGUAUCAGGUUGCCUCUGCUUACAUGUUGAUGUCAUCUGUUAAAUGCAUUUAUCUUGUUAUCCAAAUGUGUGCAGUAGAUACUGGUUCUGCAUUAACAGUAGUUGACUAGCCAGCGCUUUGUGUCAUGUUCAAAUUGAGAUUUUAUAGGAAAAAAAAAAAAGAAAUCGCUCCUUUUGUGAGGUCAGUGUCCCUUUUUAUGGCUAUAAUCCAUAGUAAAUAAGAGUCUGUGUUGUUGAACAUAUUGUAUGUAUUAAAGAGAAACGUGAAGCAGCGGCUCAUGUUAAUAUCCAACGUUCCAUAUUUUAAGUGCACAGAAGAUUGCACAUUUAUGUAUGAAGCAGUUUAUGUUGUAUGUAUGCAAAAAUAAAAUUAUGUUUACCUCAGUUUCCUUUGUCUUUUUUU
Molecule: messenger RNA, 26810 nt
Organism: Xyrichtys novacula (pearly razorfish)
Lineage: Eukaryota; Metazoa; Chordata; Actinopteri; Labriformes; Labridae
Source: the annotation of a GenBank genome assembly